AUGACGGACCCAAUCAAACCUUCCACCUCACGUGGAAGCACCGUGAUCCACCCACGACGCGAGCCAUUCGAGUUCGGUCUCUUACCAAUCCCAAAGCUCAUCUUCUCCGACCCCACACAAUCCCUAAUCACAUUGAAACAGAACCUUCUCGACUCGUCCUCCAACAAUCGAGUCGACUCAGCUACAAUCUCCGAUUCGCUUCAGAUCUCCGCCGACCAAGCUACACUCCUCCUCGACACGCUCGCCGCCGUUCACCACUCCGAUUCUGAGCCUCUUGUUAGGGCUCAGCCUGGAAAAAACGACGCCGUUGGCGCUGACAUUCACGAUAUGAUUCUGCUGCUUUACAUUCAAUCGUAUAAAAGAUUGCUUCCUCGCUCUCAUAAGGACUCUGCUUCUGUUGCUGAUGUUUGGCCUUCUACUUCUGCUUUCGAUGGUUACUUUUCUGCUCUCUCUCCUCUUCAGCUUAUGCGCAGCAACAGUCGGCGUUUUAUGCCCUCGCAGGCUGAUGAAGAGGCACAUCAGUUAUUGUAUCUACAAAAGCACAUGGCUAACAUUCUAUCACUUCUAGCAGAGCCAGGCGAGAGUCAAGGGGAAGGCAAAGAAUCUCAGGUUGGUUUGUUGAUUUACUCUGUGAUACUCAUGGUUUUGUAA
Molecule: messenger RNA, 651 nt
Organism: Vicia faba (fava bean)
Lineage: Eukaryota; Viridiplantae; Streptophyta; Magnoliopsida; Fabales; Fabaceae
Source: the annotation of a GenBank genome assembly